CGCGUAUAUUAACCACCACCACCGGCAAAAGACACCCCACAAAGAAAGAUCAAACCUUUCCUUCCAAAACAUCUCUCUGCCGAGAACCAAAAUUGAAUUUAACCCUAAAAACAAAACACAAAAGUCUUCACCUUUAAGCAAAAGAGAUCAAGCCACUGAGAGUGGUGUAGAGACAUAACCAACCACGAUCUGCGGUUUCACUCCCAUUUGAUCAGACCUCGACAUUGCUGUGUUCUGUGUUUCGCAGUUCCAAACGCUAUACAAAUUAAAAAAAAAAAACAGAGAGGUUAGUUAAGGUAAUAAAAUAAUGGAGCGGUACGGUCGCGCCGGAGAAGAAGGGUCGCGAUCGGAUCCAUCACUUGAAACCGGUAUAGAAGGUUCGAUGUGGCGGUUAGAGUUGCAAGGCGGUGGAGGAGGUGAAUCGUACCCGGAGAGACCUGAUGAGCCUGAUUGUGUGUAUUACUUACGAACCGGUGUUUGCGGGUACGGUUCUAGAUGUCGGUUCAAUCACCCACAUGCACCGGUUUUGGGAGGUCUCAGAACAGAAGCUGUAGAGUUUCCAGAGAGAAUAGGACAGCCCGUGUGCCAGUAUUUUAUGAGAACGGGAACAUGUAGAUUCGGUGCUUCUUGUAAGUAUCAUCAUCCUAGACAAGGAGAUUCUGUUACUGCUCCUGCCUCAUUAAGUUACAUGGGAUUACCAUUACGUCCGGGCAAGAGAGAAUGCUCAUACUACAUGAGAACCGGUCAGUGUAAAUUCGGUUCCACCUGUCGAUUUCACCAUCCUCUUCCUCCUACUGAACAAGCUCCAUCACUUCAGCAGCAGCAUCAGCAGUUGUCAACUAUAUAUCCAUCGUUUCAGUCUCAAGCAAGACCUCAGGGGUUUUUACCAGGCUCAUAUGUUCAAAGUCCUUACGGUACUUACAGCCAAAUGGUUCUUCCUCCUCAUCCUCCUCCUCCUGGUAUGGUUCCAUACUCUGGCUGGAACCCUUACCAGGCUUCUGUGAGUGCAAUGCCUUCUCCUGGGACUCAACUGUCUAUAAGAGCAAGCUCUUCAAAUAAGGAACAAUCUUUUCCUCAGCGACCUGGACAACCAGAGUGUCAAUACUUUAUGAGAACCGGAGAUUGUAAGUUCGGAAACUCAUGUAGAUUCCAUCAUCCUCUAGAAGCAGCGUCUCCCAAGGGAGUUGCCCUCAGCCAUAUUGGCCUCCCACUUCGUCCUGGAACAGCGCCAUGCAGCCACUUUGCGCAACAUGGGGUUUGCAAGUUUGGACCUGGCUGCAAAUUUGACCACUCCAUGGGCUCUGCUUCACUAAGCUAUAGCCCAUCAGCUUCUUCCCUCACUGACAUGCCCGUGCCUUACCCUCUUGGAUCCUCAUCGCUCCUCACAUUAGCUCCAUCAUCAUCAGCAUCAUCCACGUCUGACCAACGCACAGAGCUUCACUCUUCGAGCUCCAUAAAACCCAAAACAACAACAAGAGGUGGUUCAGAAACUUUGGCUUCUUCUGUGACUAGUAAUGUAAGCCACUCAGAGUCUUGCUGAGACCAAAAAUGGUGACUCGGGUAGCAUUGAGGUUAAGACUUCAAGUUAAAGAGACAAAAACUCAAAGGAGAGAAGAGAAUCUCUCUCUCUCUCUCUCUC
Molecule: messenger RNA, 1639 nt
Organism: Eruca vesicaria subsp. sativa (arugula)
Lineage: Eukaryota; Viridiplantae; Streptophyta; Magnoliopsida; Brassicales; Brassicaceae
Source: the annotation of a GenBank genome assembly